Molecule: messenger RNA, 789 nt
Organism: Aspergillus neoniger CBS 115656
Lineage: Eukaryota; Fungi; Ascomycota; Eurotiomycetes; Eurotiales; Aspergillaceae
Exons: 4
Coding region: 1-789 (262 amino acids)
Molecular function (GO): arylformamidase activity
Source: RefSeq, a predicted model, not a curated record
AUGUCCCUCCCCACCUUCGACAACCUACCCCUCGAUCCGAACGGCCCCCCAGGAAACGCCUGGGGUCUCUUCGGCCCGGCGAACAACGACCUGGGGAUGCUGAAUCUACUAACCCCGGAAACCGUUCGACAAGCCGCAACCGAGGAAAUCCGCGACGGGGUGCGCAUUUCCCUGGAUCUGCCACUCAACCGUGUGCGACAUUCCAGCUUUAAUCGGAAACCGUUCGUCCAGGAACUGAUCAAUAAGGCGCCGCGGUUCGUCAAUGAUGAUGUGUUGACGUUCAAUACCCAGACGAGUACCCAGUGGGAUGGGUUCCGGCAUUAUGGAAACCAAACGCACGGAUGCUACUUCAACGGCCAUUGUUUGGAGGAGUUGAAGUCGUCGGGUACUCGUCCGGGGGACAUCCUCUUCAUCCGCACGGGCUUCACAGCCGCUUUCAAUGCCCUUACCCCGGCCCAGGAAGAAGAGCUCGGCAACCGCCCGACGCCUAGCUUCGCGGGCAUUGAGAACGGAGAGGCCAUGUUGCGCUGGCUAUGGGAGAAUCAGUUUGCGGCUGUGGCGUCGGAUACGCCGAGUUUGGAGCCUGCGCCGAUCAAGCAUGAAAGGGGGAUGACUCUGCAUGAGUGGUGUUUGGCUGGGUGGGGGAUGCCGAUUGGAGAGUAUUUUGAUUUGGAGGAGUUGGCGACGUAUUGUAGGGAGAAGGGGCGGUGGGGGUUCUUUUUGUGUAGUGUGCCGUUGAAGGUUCCUGGUGGUGUGGCUAGUCCGCCUAAUGCGGUGGCUAUUUUGUGA